This is a messenger RNA of Heterotrigona itama, 613 nucleotides long. NCBI's taxonomy places the organism in Eukaryota, Metazoa, Arthropoda, Insecta, Hymenoptera, Apidae. The record is from the annotation of a GenBank genome assembly.
GAUGAUCGGUGCAAUGCCAGCGGUGGCAGUUCGCCACGAACGUAAACGACAAGAAAAAAGACUAAAACGUCCUAGCCAACUUUACCUAGGGGGCCAAUGGAUGCCACCGCCUCAAGGCUCGCCGCCAACCCCCAGCCCUCAUGGCCACAACAGCCACCUGGAGCCUUUACCCGAAUUGUAUCUUUGUGGCAAGAUAUCAGGGCUGCACGCGGUGGUUGUGUGCCUAUUGUUGGGCGCAGUGGUGCUGGUAGUUGGUCUAGUUCAACUUGCCCCGGGUGCGACGACCACCGACCAUCGACUCGCUUUACUCGUAGCGGGAACUAUUCUGCUUCUCCUAGGCAUCAUCCUAGCCGGUGUCAGAUGCUACGUGUUGCACUGCGUGCCAUUACCAAGCGAGUCGCCCGUGGCAACGCCGCUUCCGCCGCCGGCUAACGACCAGGCCGGACUUCCGCGAGGCACGCUCGACCUUCUGGUCGGCCAUCAAAAUCAACCGGAAACCGACGCGCUGAUGCACACCGAGCACCACCAUCAACACCAUCAUCAUCACCAUCACCAUCAUCACGGCAACCAUAAGAAGAAGCGUAGCUCUCAAGGCUCUCACUCCGACGAAGCC